Molecule: messenger RNA, 1964 nt
Organism: Neltuma alba
Lineage: Eukaryota; Viridiplantae; Streptophyta; Magnoliopsida; Fabales; Fabaceae
Product: BEL1-like homeodomain protein 9
Exons: 4
Coding region: 135-1766 (543 amino acids)
Biological process (GO): regulation of DNA-templated transcription
Molecular function (GO): DNA binding
Source: RefSeq, a predicted model, not a curated record
GGGAUAAUAUCCUUUCACUUCAUCAUUAACUGCACUGUUCUUCUCACCCUUUUCCAACAAAUCUUCUUCCUCCUCCUCCUUCUCUCCUCCUCUGGCUUCCCCGCCUCUUCGUCUGCAGCCCGAGCUUUGUUCCAAUGGAGGAGGGUUUCGAACCUUACCAUGUUCCUCAGCAGAGCCGGAGAGACAAGCUCAGGGUCGGCUUUCACAACCAACACUCUUCCCUGCCUGCGGCGGCGUGCGCCGGUUUGCUCCCGGUCUCCGACCCUUCCCUUAUUCCCUCCGAUCUGCUUACGUGCGCCAACAAUAAUCCUCAAUCCUCCAAUUUGCAAAUAGACCCUGCAACUGUGCAAAUUAUCAACAACAACCCUUUUCUUAACUUUCCUCUCGCUCAAACCCUUCGCGCCGAGCCAUUGUCUUUAUCUCUCUCCUCCUCCCACAAUCACUGUGCUCAUCAAGCCAAUCUUAACAGUAAUCCCCCACUUGAGCUGAAUCUUCAGAGGUAUGAUGGCGGCUCCGUGAGCAUCCCGGCCAACGACGCCGUUUUGAGAAGCUCCGUCGUUCCGCUGGGGCCGUUCACGGGUUACGCUUCGGUGUUGAAGGGAUCGAGGUUUCUGAGGCCGGCUCAGCAGUUAUUGGAGGAGCUUUGCGACGUUGGGGGUCGUCAAAUUUGCGCCGCAGAAAAGAUGUCGGCGGAUGCUUCGUUGAUGGGACCUCCUCCGUUGUUGGAGAGCCUCGGCUCCGGCGAUCCGCCGCCGACACUUGGGGAUGGUGGGGAGGGUGGGAAGAAAAAGUCGAGACUGUUAACCAUGCUUGAUGAGGUGUACAGAAGGUACAGGCAGUACUAUCAACAGAUACAAGCAGUAGUAACGUCAUUUGAGUAUGUUUCAGGCCUGGGCAACGCGGCUCCUUAUGUGAUCUUGGCCAUAAAUGCCAUGACCAAGCAUUUCAAAUGCUUGAAGAAUGUGAUCAUGGACCAGCUUCAGUUCACUAAUAAGGCUCAUUUUCACAAUAUAAGCAACAAGAAGGAUGAAUCUCCAAGGUUUGGAAAUGUUGACCAUAGAGGAGUAGGACCUUACGGCCAAAUUAGGGAUACUCAGAACCCCGAAUUACUAGGAAACCAACCGAUCUGGCGACCUCAACGAGGACUCCCCGAACGUGCUGUGACUGUUCUUAGGGCAUGGUUGUUUGAGCACUUUCUACACCCAUAUCCUACUGAUACAGACAAGCUGAUGCUGGCGAGACAGACUGGUUUGUCUCGUAGCCAGGUGUCAAACUGGUUCAUUAAUGCGAGAGUGAGGCUGUGGAAACCAAUGGUUGAAGAAAUACACAUGCUAGAGACACGACAGUCCCAGAAGAAUCAUCAGAACACAGAAGAUCACAACAAGAACAAGCCCAGCACUAGUGACAGGUUUCAAGAUGAUGCUCCUUUUAAACGCACCAGAAAUUAUGAACCUACGACUCAUGAUCAUAUGUCUGCAGCGACGAAUCAGUUGCCUUGUAAUGCAAUAAGCAACGUUAAUAAUAAUCAGGCAUUAGGUGUUGGAACAGUGGCCAAUAGCGUCUCCCUCACGCUGGGUCUCCACCAGAACAACGGCGGGCUUGCUCUAUCUGAACCUUUUCCCAUGAGUGAAGCUCUCCGUUUCGGCCUUGCCCUAGAAGUACCCAGUAACGAAGAUUAUGUAAUAAGUGGUUCUGAAUCGCAGAAUCGGCAUUAUGGAAGAGACCAGGUGAUUGGAGGGCAGCUUGUGCAUGACUUUGUUGGCUAAGUAUUAUUAAUCUUGGGGCAGUGUGAUCCACUAACCAUAAACGAGAAUAACGAUUGGAGAUAUUUUUCCUAUUUUCAUCAUGGUGCUAAUUUUAGAGAGCUGGAUUGAGGUAGCAGUAUUAUUAUUUAGAGAUACCUUCGAGUAUUGUGUAAAGUCAUUCCAAUUCCAAAUACAAGAAAAAAUUGAUAUCUCGUGAUA